Aspergillus pseudotamarii is the source of this 582-nucleotide messenger RNA. RefSeq lists its product as uncharacterized. Bases 1 to 582 code for a protein of 193 amino acids. The transcript has a single exon. NCBI's taxonomy places the organism in Eukaryota, Fungi, Ascomycota, Eurotiomycetes, Eurotiales, Aspergillaceae. The record is from RefSeq and is a predicted model, not a curated record.
AUGCGAACCCACGACGACUUCCUUGCCGACCAAGAUGAGCCCGAACAGCCCACCAAAAGAAACAAGGUUACACAUCCCGCGAACCGCAUCUGCUAUGACUGGAUGGUCGUAUCUGGAAACUGUCACUAUGCUAGGGACCGCGCCGUAUUCACGACCUACCGCUCCGUCGACUUGCGCCUGAAAAACAACAUCUUCAAUCCCACCGACGAGCUACACGUCGUGGGCGCUGGGACUGUCCAUCUCACCGUGUGUAGAAGCCCGCAGGACCCGACGUCGCAUGUCAUCGUGCUGGAGGACGUAUUGCAUAUCCCCGAAGCCGUGUGCAAUGGAUUCAACCCACUGCUGUUCGGUAGUAGCAUGUCAUGUAACGCUGAUUACUGGGAGGGUGCGGAUCGAAGUGGACAACCGGUGUGGUUUAGUUUGCCGUUUGCGGGUCAUACGAGGUUGGUUUUGGCGGGGGAUCCGAAGGGUGAGUCUGAGUUGAUUGAGGGGAGGUAUUAUACGCUUAGCUUGUACAUUACGCCGGAGGAGAAGAGGGAGCUGGCGGCUGGGGCUGUGAAUGGGAAUGUAGUGGCGUUUUGA